This is a messenger RNA of Cylindrotheca closterium, 339 nucleotides long. The record is from the annotation of a GenBank genome assembly. Lineage: Eukaryota; Bacillariophyta; Bacillariophyceae; Bacillariales; Bacillariaceae.
AUGUGGUUUUGUCCUUUGGAUGGAACUCUGCUUCAAGUUCGCCACGUGGAACACUCUGCGGAACAAGAACCAUCAGGACACUUUUACUGUGUGACUUGCCCCUACUCUUGUCCCAUCAAGUCUACGGUAGCCAGAAAGACAUUUCCUUUUCGAAAGGCCAUCGAUGAUAUCUUGGGAGGAGCUGAAGCUUGGGAUAAUGUGGAUCGAACCAAAGAGAACUGCCCCAAGUGCAACCAUUCAGAAGCCUACUUUAUGCAAAUACAGAUCCGAUCCGCUGAUGAGCCCAUGUCGGUCUUUUACAAGUGUGUGAAUUGCGGCCACCAAUGGAAUGAAAAAUAG